AUGGAGGCAUUUUUUGAUUUCAGGUAAUCAUACUCCAAUACUCUAGUUAUUUUGAUGAUCUUAGAAAAAUUUGUUCGUAGGAUACAUACAAAGAAAAACUUAGACUCUUUCUAUUUAAUCCAUAUUUGGAAAUAAAGGAACAUUAAGAGAUAGUGGAUCUCUUUAUUGAAUAUGUAUUAUGUUUUAUAUUGCUUAUAGGCUGAAUUGUCUAAAGAAUAUGGGAUCACUUUUGAGCAUAUGAUUAAUCAUAAUAUUGGAAUUAAGGAACCCUAAUUCUAUCAUUACUUUUUCAAUAAACUUAAAGAGAUCAAUUACAGAAAAGCUCUAUAAUGUAUUUAAAUGGCCAAGCAGUAUAAUUUUAUAUAUUAUUAUAAAAUAGAUUUUGCUAUUCAAAUUUUGAAUAAAUUGAUAGUAUGAACAAAGAUUUAGAAAACAUCCUUCUUUUCUAAUUCGAGUCUUACUAUCAAUCUAAAAAUUACUCCAAAAAAUAAAUUGAAGAUAAACUCAAACAAUUUGAACUUAAAUUUUAUUAAUCUAAAAAUAAGAGAAUCCAAAUCCACAUUGAUGAACAAUAUAGAAAACUUGAUCUCAAAGCUAUUAUUCAUGAACUUGAGUCUUUCAAAGAAAAUAAAUUUAAUUCCCAUUCAUCCACUUAAAUCCCAAUUUCAUAAUCUUAUUAUUUGAAUCCAGAAGAAUAGGACUUUAACAAUUAAUUAGAAUCUAAGGAAUUCAAACUCAUCAAACCCAAAUUUCAAAACAAUCGCAGCAAUCUUUAAAUCAAUACACAAUCCCCUAAUUUCUCAAAUGAUAUUGCUGUUUCUGAAGAAAUAAACAAACUAACUCCUAUCAGUUCUUCAUCGACAUCCAGUAGAUAUAUUUUUAAAUUAAAUCAUAACUAUAAUAUCAAAUCUAAUUAAUAAUAAAAAUUAAUCAUACCCAUACCUACUAUUAAUUAAUAAAUUAGUCCAUUAAAAUCAUUAAAUAGAAUGAAAUACAAAAGCAUACAAAAACUAAGAUAACUUAUCUUUGAAGAUAAUGCUCAAAGUUUAGUUAAAGAACCUUUAAAAUUUGAUUCACCUCAAUGA
Molecule: messenger RNA, 1085 nt
Organism: Paramecium sonneborni
Lineage: Eukaryota; Ciliophora; Oligohymenophorea; Peniculida; Parameciidae
Source: the annotation of a GenBank genome assembly